GCCGCGCCGACGCCCCCUGCCGGCCGGCCGGCUCCCCGCGCUCGCCGGCCCGCGCCCAACGCUCGGCUCCUAGGCGCCCGCGGCCGGAUGCCCUGCGUCCGCACGGUCCUCGGCCUCCUGGCGGCUCUGGCGGCCUGCGGCGCCGUCGCCUUCCUCGGUUACUGCGUUUACUUCGACCGGAAGCGGCGUGGCGACCCCGCGUUCAGGCGCUGCCUGCGGGACAGUGAGUGCGACGGCGGCGCGGCCGGGCGGGCGGCGGGCCGGCCCACGGGGCGAGGGCUCGGCGGAGCGCACGCGGGCGUCGGGGUGGCUCCGAGCAGCACGUGCCAUGUUGUGUUUGCAGAAAGAAGAGCCCAGCAGCAGAAGGCUGCGGGACGGGGCGCCCAGUUGUGGGAUCCAGCAAAGAAUGAAAAAUUGCAAGAACUUUUUCUGCAAGAGGUACAAAUGGGACAACUUUGGUUAUCUAGAGGAGAGCAUCAGUUGGGGGUUGAACAUCUCAGCAAUGCCCUUUUAGUGUGUGGACAACCACAGGAACUUCUGAAGGUUUUCAAACUCACACUCCCUCCUCAGGUAUUUGAGAUGCUGUUACACAAAAUUCCCCUUAUUUGCCAGAGUCCUGGAAGAAGAGGAGAAAAGAGCAAGGCUGUAAAAGUACUAGAAGAAAUAAUGGCUGAAAACAUCCCAAAUUUGGCAAAAGAUAAAUUUAUGCAUCUAAGAGAAGCUGAAUGAAUGUCAAAGAGCAUAAACACACAGAAAUCUACAUCAAGAUACAGCACAGCCAAGCAUCUGAAAACUAAAGACAAAAAUUUUUGAAAGUAGCAAGUGAAAAAGUAACAUCUUACCUACAGGGGAAAACAAUUAGGAUGACAUCAGUCAACCCAGAACCUGCAUCCAGAAAAAAUACACUUCAGGAAUGAAGGGGAAAUCAAGACAUUCUCAAAUGAAGGAAACUAGAAUUUGUUGCCAGCUGACCUACCUUAAAAAAAGAAUUAAAGUUCUAAACAGAAAGGAAAUGAUAAUAGGAUACUUGGAACAUCAAGAAGGAGGAAAAACAGAAUAAUAACAAAUAUGAGUAAGUGCAAAACACUUCUCUUCUAAAGUGUCCUAAACUGUUUGACAGUUGAAGCAAAAAUUAUAAAACUGUCUAAUGUUGUUUUAAAUGUAUAUUAAUAAAUAUGGUAAAGGUAAAGGGAGGUAAGGUUUCUAUACUUCACUGAAACUGGUGUUGACACCAUUAGACUGUGAUAAGGUAUAUAAAUAUCAUGAAGUAACUAGAGCAGUCACUAAAAAGGAUACAUAAGGAAACAUUCUCAAAAAUACUAUAGAUAAAUCAAAAUGAAAUUCCAAAAUAUAUUCAUGUAAUCCACAGAAAGGCAAGAAAAACAGAACAGAAAAUAAAAAAUAGCAAAUUUAAGCCCUAAUAAACAAAUACAUUAAAUAUAAUUGGUGUCAAUAUUCAAUUAAGAGAGACUGGUAGAAUGGAUUAAAAAACAUUACCAACUAUAUGCUGUCUCUAAGAAAAUUUUUUUUUUUUUAAGAUUUUAUUUAUUUGACAGAAACACAGUGA
Mirounga angustirostris (Northern elephant seal) is the source of this 1567-nucleotide messenger RNA. It is a transcript of the gene TOMM20L, whose product is annotated as translocase of outer mitochondrial membrane 20 like. The record is from RefSeq and is a predicted model, not a curated record. Gene Ontology annotation, molecular function: transmembrane protein transporter activity. The transcript has 4 exons. Bases 88 to 729 code for a protein of 213 amino acids. Gene Ontology annotation, biological process: protein import into mitochondrial matrix; tRNA import into mitochondrion; intracellular protein transport. Gene Ontology annotation, cellular component: mitochondrial outer membrane; mitochondrial outer membrane translocase complex. Lineage: Eukaryota; Metazoa; Chordata; Mammalia; Carnivora; Phocidae.